UCGACCCUGCUCAGCCCAGCCCUGCGAGAGGCUGCGGGAUGGCCGAGGGGGAAAUCACCACCUUCACCGCCCUGACCGAAAAGUUCAACUUGCCCCCGGGCAACUACAAGAAGCCCAAACUGCUGUACUGCAGCAACGGGGGGCAAUUCCUGCGCAUCCUGCCGGACGGCACCGUGGAUGGCACCAGGGACCGCAGCGACCAGCACAUUCAGCUGCAGCUGAGUGCAGAAAGCGUGGGGGUGGUGCACAUCAGGAGCACGCAGUCGGGGCAGUACCUGGCCAUGGACACCAAGGGGCUGCUCUACGGCUCGCAGUUACUGGGUGAGGAGUGUCUGUUCCUGGAAAGGCUCGAGGAAAACCAUUACAACACCUACGUCUCCAAAAUGCACGCAGACAAGAACUGGUUUGUGGGGCUGAAGAAGAACGGGAACAGCAAGCUGGGCCCACGGACUCACUAUGGCCAGAAGGCAAUCCUGUUCCUGCCACUGCCCGUCUCGGCAGACUGAGAGGGGCCCCAGAGCUCAGAGACCACCCCAAAUCCCCAACUGCUGCUGCUGCCUCCCUAGAGCUCACCAG
Cinclus cinclus is the source of this 576-nucleotide messenger RNA. RefSeq names its product fibroblast growth factor 1 (gene FGF1). Gene Ontology annotation, biological process: cell differentiation; positive regulation of gene expression; positive regulation of protein phosphorylation. Gene Ontology annotation, molecular function: growth factor activity; fibroblast growth factor receptor binding. Lineage: Eukaryota; Metazoa; Chordata; Aves; Passeriformes; Cinclidae. The record is from RefSeq and is a predicted model, not a curated record. Bases 39 to 506 code for a protein of 155 amino acids. The transcript has 4 exons. Gene Ontology annotation, cellular component: cytoplasm.